Bombus terrestris (buff-tailed bumblebee) is the source of this 2009-nucleotide messenger RNA. Its product is annotated as ETS-related transcription factor Elf-5. Bases 566 to 1474 code for a protein of 302 amino acids. The record is from RefSeq and is a predicted model, not a curated record. Lineage: Eukaryota; Metazoa; Arthropoda; Insecta; Hymenoptera; Apidae. Gene Ontology annotation, molecular function: DNA-binding transcription factor activity, RNA polymerase II-specific; sequence-specific DNA binding. Gene Ontology annotation, cellular component: nucleus. The transcript is spliced from 7 exons. Gene Ontology annotation, biological process: cell differentiation; regulation of transcription by RNA polymerase II.
UUUUCGGCCAGAUUUGCGAUGAUACGGAUACCCCAGCGUACCGUCCGGUCGACCUCGUUGGAUCGCAAAAUAAUGAAGCCACUCGGGGAAUAACCGUCGCGUUAGCUAUAUUUUCGGUUGCGUUUUCGUCUCGGAUUCUCCGGAUCUCGGCAACCGCCGCCAAUGGUGUGUAUCCGCAAUUAUUGCGUCAGCUAUCGUGAAGCACGUCGCCGAUGAUUGGUCAAUUCCAAAGAGCGGGAAAUCCCCGUUGAAACCUGCUCUUCCGCGCUAUCCGUCCCCGUGGUACUCCCGCUGACGUCUUUCGCGUCACCAUAUCGCCUGGCGUCUUCGUCAGAGACAUUUCGGCGACCGGCGAUCAGUAUCGCGUUGCGCGACAACGCCGCGACCUCGUGUUUAGUUUGAGGUAUAAUUGUUUUCGAUCUGUUUUCCAACAGACAGUGAUGCGACUUGUUCACGCCGCGCUGUGACAUACAUUUACCUUCGCGUAAAUCGUGACAAUUUUCUGUAACGAACAUAUUGUUACGUUUGUACGACAGUCUUUGUAUUUGCUUAGUUGAAGAAUCGAAUGAACUUAAUAAUGGAUCCGUUCAGUAGUUACGAUAGAACCGACUUAGUGGAGGUGUGCCCUUCGUUUCCUAAUCUAAAUGACGACGAUGAUCAUUUCGUACUGGACAUGGACUCAUUGGUCACGUUGAAAACUAAUGCCCUGACCACGCGCAGUUACGAACCUCCCCGAAAAAAGUGUUACUUUGGUGAUGAAAAUAAUGAAAUUGAUGGUACCGGUUGGUCUGAUAAACCUAUUAGAAACUGGUGUCAAGAAGAAACAAUAAACUGGUUGAUGUCUGCGGCAUCUUAUAUCGGACAACCGUAUAGUCUAAUACAACAUAGUCUUGCGGUACCAGGAAACGAGUUGGUCACCUUUACCAGAGACGAUUUUAUCAACCAUGAUCCUAUGUACGGAGAUCGACUCUAUGACCUACUCCACUCUCAGCAUAUCUCGAAUAUACUUCCACCAUUUAAUACCAUCCAUCCUCAUUCCGAAGACGAAUAUGCGCGAAUUAAUUCCAACAGUACAUCAGACGCAGAAUCAGAUAAUAAUAGUAUUGAUUACCAAACUACCAAACGGCCACCAGGGAGACCAAGAGUAUUAAAACCAAAAAAAAAUUCUACUAGCCAGGGAAAGCUUUGGGAGUUCAUCAGGGACCUCUUACGUAAUCGAGAAACGUGUCCAAGUUUAAUCUGUUGGGAAGAUUAUUCUCAAGCGAAAUUUCGGUUCGUUAAAAGUGACGAGGUCGCGAAACGAUGGGGUUCAAGAAAAGGAAACACAAAAAUGACGUACGAAAAACUGAGUCGAGCAAUGAGGUACUAUUAUAAAAGCAAAAUUUUUCAACCUGUACUCGGUCGAAGAUUAGUUUAUCAAUUUGGACCAAAUGCAAAGGGUUGGCAAACUGAUAAUCCAAAUUUCCGAUAUUAAAUGUUUAGGAUUGCAUUUGUUAUAAAAAUUGUACAAAAAAGUAAAAGUAACGUUUGUGACCUAUUGUGAAUUUCGCUCACAGGAUGUAUCUUAAAAUUGCUUUAAAAAGAUAACGUUUCUACAAUUAGAGAUUUGUCAAUGUAUAUUUUGAUAUUGAAAAAGGAAGUGAAAGUAUUUUGUUAAUUGAAUCGAAACGUUUGAGCAUCAAGUUGCAAUCGAUAAUCUAAAUAAAAGACUAAGAAGAAAGGAUCUAGUAUUAUAGAUGAUACAUACUGACUAGAUUUAAAUAACGUAAAAAACAGUAUAAAUGAAUAAAAAUGUCGAGGUUUUUAUAUGUAUGACUGAAUUUAUAGAAAUACGUGAUAGCAAAAUGUGAAUACGAAAUAAUUUAAACUUGUAAGAUUUUUUCAAUUUAUUUGAUUUUAAGCAUUAGCGUGAUAGAUUACUUAUGUAAAAGUACACAUAUUAUAAUCAAGGAAGGCAAUAAUUCCUCCUGACUUACAAUCAAAUAAAUUUACUAUUACUUAUUUUUUUA